UUUAAGAACCACAACAAAUGCAUACCUUAUGGAACAGGUUUCUAGCCCCUCGGAAAAAUUCUGUGUCUCGAACACUUCCUGCAACGCUCAGCAAUCCACAUGACGUGAUUACUGUUCAAACUCUUGAUCAGUUAAAUUCUUCUAAAGUUAAAAAAGAUGGCAAUACAGUCAAACCACAACUUCCGAUUGGAUUUGAAAGACACAAAAAGAAAUCAAAUAUCGUAGAUGUGGACAAUUCAGCAAAUCCCUCGGUUGUUCAACAACAAUCCGAUGAGCUCUUUUCAAAUCUGGGACAAGCUUUUUACACUGGAAAUUACGUGAACCACUCCUUUCUGGAAUCUUCAAACCUGGAAGCAAAGCCUGCAGUGGAUGCCGAUAAAGUCCAGAUGGAAGGAAAUUUCUUGAACAAUCCAUGGAUCAACUGUUGCUUUGUAACAACUUACGCUGGAGUUGUUGCACAGUACUUUAAAAAAGGUGCGGAAUGGUUCAACUUUACCACUCCGAGUAUCGGAACUUUUACAAAUGAACAAAACGAAGAAGACUCUUCAAACUAUUCAACUUCUGGAUAUGACUCAUCGGCGGAAACAAUCAGUGCCAAUAGUUCGCCAAUCAAUCGUUCUGGUGUUCGCAGCAGAAUUUCACAAAAACAACGACAGCGUAUUUUAAAAGAGGCUCACUUUAAAGCGCAACAGCUCAACAGAAAAAUGGUUGUACAGAAAUCUUGCCCGCCAGAUCACGAAAUAAAGCCAGUCCCGUCGAAAUUCUACCAGUUUGAUGCAAUUACUGAUUUUGGAUUUGGUGGACCGGUUCUAUUAGUCGGAAUGCAGAAGGAUGUGGAAGUCAUGAAGUUGGAGACAAAAGAAAAAGCAAGAAGUGGUCGAAAGAAGAACAGAAAAUCGAAGUAUAAAUGUAAUAUGUACAAAAUGACAAAACUUGCCCAAAUAGUUGCAAAGAUUCCAAAAAAGAAAGAGGUAAUUGAAAUUGAUGAGGACGGAUUUCAAAAGGUUUCGAGUAAAAAAGCUGCAAAACUAAGGACUUUGAAACCUGCAGAUGUGCCAACUCCGCCGACAAAAGUUGUAGAGAAUAAAGAAGAAGUUAUCAAACUCGAGGUCAUUGAGCAACCAGAACCCAUCGUACUACCAGUAUCAACUCCAACCGUCACCUUUUCCCGCUUUGAAGAGAUGAAGAGAGUGGUAAAGGUAGAGAAAGCUCAGGAGAGCGCGAAAACCAAGGCUUUGAAAAAAUCCAAAGCUAUUUCGAUUUCAAGGCAUGUUGGCUUCCUGCAGAUUUUGGAAAAGCUAGAGGAAACCGAGGAAAAGCCUCAAGUUGAAAAUGAGAAAAAAGUAGUGGUAAAGCAUGUUCAAAGUGCUAGAAAGAAUCAAAAAAAGGGCAGGAAGAAUCGUAAAGUGGAGCCACCAAAAGAAGAAUUUGAACCCUACGAGGAAGACCACUACAACUUUAAACGUUACUUCCUUAUCAUCGGUGUCUAUGUUCUAGUAUUCAUUUACGUUUGCACUAACGUUUUGACCGUCGGUGUGUCAUAUGAAUUUCCAUACAUCACACUUGCCAACAAAAAUGUUCGGGCAAUCAAUUCAACACUCCCAAAAAGUGUAAAUGAAAGCUCAUUCUUGAUAAGAUGAAUUUUUCAAACCAAGUUGUCUUUAUAAUUUAUCAAUUUUAUCUUUGCGUCAUUUUAAAAUACGUUUUUUGCUAUUCAAUCAUAUUUGAGUGGUAGUGAGUAGGUUUGCGAUUUGUUUUUGACACUUUAAUAAAAUCAGUUAUUUU
This is a messenger RNA of Caenorhabditis elegans, 1785 nucleotides long. RefSeq lists its product as uncharacterized. Lineage: Eukaryota; Metazoa; Nematoda; Chromadorea; Rhabditida; Rhabditidae. Gene Ontology annotation, cellular component: membrane. The record is from RefSeq and is marked reviewed. The transcript has 8 exons. The coding region runs from base 387 to 1640 and encodes 417 amino acids.